Molecule: messenger RNA, 1418 nt
Organism: Trifolium pratense (red clover)
Lineage: Eukaryota; Viridiplantae; Streptophyta; Magnoliopsida; Fabales; Fabaceae
Product: eukaryotic translation initiation factor 3 subunit H
Exons: 12
Coding region: 159-1175 (338 amino acids)
Cellular component (GO): cytosol; cytoplasm; eukaryotic translation initiation factor 3 complex
Molecular function (GO): protein binding; translation initiation factor activity; metallopeptidase activity
Source: RefSeq, a predicted model, not a curated record
AAAUUUAGGUGGGCUAUUUGAGCCCAAUUCAUUACUCAGCAAAAACUCUUCUCUUCCUCCAGCGUUAGGGUUUCUUCUUCCUGCAAAUUUCUGCACAAUUUCCCUCAUCCCCUAUCGAUUUUCGCGGUGGUUGUGUAGCUACAAUUCAGAUUCAAAUCAUGGCUACCACAACUACAACUAGGUCUUUUCUUCAAGCUGUCGCAACGGAAGAGGUUGCAACUCCUCUCAGAAAAGUCCAGAUGGAAGGAUUGGUUAUCCUGAAGAUAAUUAAGCAUUGUAAGGACCAUUCACCUUCUUUAGUCACUGGACAACUUCUUGGGUUGGAUGUUGGGCAGGAUCUUGAAGUUACUAACUGCUUCCCUUUUCCGAUGAGGGAGGAGGAUGAGGAAAUCGAAGCUGAUGGUGCCAAUUACCAGCUUGAAAUGAUGAGGUGCUUGAGGGAAGUUAAUGUGGACAAUAAUACCGUUGGAUGGUACCAGUCUACAUUGCUUGGCUCCUAUCAAACUGCGGAGCUGAUUGAAACCUUUAUGAAUUACCAGGAGAAUAUUAGACGCUGUGUUUGCAUAAUAUAUGACCCGUCAAGGGCUGAUCAAGGUGUCCUAGCUCUGAAGGCCUUGAAGCUCUCAGACUCAUUCAUGGAACUGUACCGCAGCAAUAAUUUUACUGGCGAGAAAUUGAGAGAGAAUAACUUAUCAUGGGUGAAUAUCUUCGAGGAAAUACCUAUCAAAGUUUCAAAUUCUUCCCUUAUCAGUGCUUUUAUGACAGAGCUGGAACCUGAGACUCCAGUAACCCAGUGUGAUUAUGAUCGUCUGCAACUGUCAUCCAGUUCUCUAAUGGAGAGAAAUAUGGAAUUUUUGAUUGAAUGCAUGGAUGACUUGUCAGUAGAACAACAAAAGCUCCAAUACCACUAUCGUAGCUUGUCUCGUCAGCAGGCUCAGCAGCAAGCAUGGCUUCAGAAGAGAAGGUCGGAGAACGCGACACGCAGAGCUGCUGGGGAGGAGCCUUUACCCGAGGAAGAUCCUGCAAACCCCAUUUUCAAGCCACUCCCCGAGCCAUCACGUCUGGAGAGUUUCCUCAUAACAAAUCAAAUUUCCAACUAUUGCACCCAAAUCAAUGGGGUUGCAAGUCAAAGCUUUAACAAGGUCCAUUUGAUGAAGGCUUUGCAUGAGGAGUAAAAUAGCAAUUUAUGCUUGUCACUCCCAAUGCGAAUUAUAUCGCGAAUUUGGUAGUAUAAUAGAAAAAUUGUUGUUUUAUUUCGAAGUAAUUUUUGUUUUUCUAAACUCUUCAAUUGUAAGCAGUGUAAUUUAGAGAGAAAAUACGCAUAGUGCUGCUUAAUGAUAGUUCAUUGUUUCUUGAUCUACUAUCUCCAAUAUUUGGGUUUCAUUAUGAAUGUAACACAUUCACUUUUUUUCAUGAAA